Molecule: messenger RNA, 3985 nt
Organism: Strongylocentrotus purpuratus (purple sea urchin)
Lineage: Eukaryota; Metazoa; Echinodermata; Echinoidea; Camarodonta; Strongylocentrotidae
Gene: TCK
Product: creatine kinase
Biological process (GO): phosphocreatine biosynthetic process
Molecular function (GO): creatine kinase activity
Source: RefSeq, marked provisional
CCUAAACUUCAAUCACACUUCUAAUCAAGAAAGGAACAAAUUUGUAUUAAUUAUUUCAUUUUCUACAUAUGCAUUGUAAUCAGUGACCCAGCAAUGGGAUGCGCAGCAUCGUCACAACAAACGACGGCCACAGGUGGUCAACCAGCUGCUGGUGCAAAGGCAAACCCGGCCCCCGCUAAUAACAAUCCAAACGCAGCAAACAUAGCAGAAACGACAGGAGCAGCUGAAGAACUCACUAAAGAAUCUGAACCAUUUGUGGAACCGGAUCCCAAUUACCCUGACCUAAGCAAGCACAACAAUUACCUGGCAGAAUCUUUAACGCCUUCCAUUUACAACAAAAUCUGUAACCUUCGCACACUUUCUGGUUACUCUGUGGAUGGUUGCAUGCAGACCGGCGUGGACAAUCCAGGACAUCCUUUCAUCAAGACUGUCGGAUUGGUGGCUGGGGAUGAAGAGUGUUACGAUCUCUUUGCUGACCUCUUUGAUCCAACUAUUGACAAAAGACACAACGGAUAUCCCCGCAAUGCAAAGCACACAACUGAUCUCAACCCUGAUCAUCUCAAGGGUGGUGAUGACUUUGAUCCAAAGUAUGUCCUUUCAUGCAGAGUUCGUACAGGCCGCUGCAUUAGAGGGUACGGCCUCCCACCACAUUGCACGAGGGCUGAACGUCGAGACGUUGAGAAAGUUUGCAAGGACGCACUGGCAACUCUAGAUGGGCCACUCAAAGGCACGUAUUACCCACUAACGGGGAUGACAGAGGAAAUGCAGGACAAACUAAUUGCAGAUCAUUUCCUAUUCGAUAAGCCCGUUUCUCCUUUGCUUAUGUCAGCUCGCAUGGCCCGUGAUUGGCCUGAUGGACGUGGGAUCUGGCACAAUGCCGAUAAAAACUUCCUGGUUUGGAUAAAUGAGGAAGAUCACACUCGGGUUAUUUCCAUGGAAACAAGUGGCAACAUGAAGAAUGUCUUUAAACGAUUCUGUAAUGGUCUCAACAAAGUCGAGAAUGCUCUCAAAGCAAAAGGGUAUGAAUUCUCAUGGAAUGAGCAUCUUGGAUAUGUGCUCACUUGUCCAUCCAACCUUGGUACAGGUGUACGUGCAGGAGUCCACAUCAAGAUUCCUCUUUUCAGCAAGCACGCUGGAUUUGAAUCCAUUCUGAAGCAUUAUCGUCUCCAGAAACGUGGCACAGGAGGCGUGGAUACGGCAUCCACUGACGGCACUUUCGACAUUUCAAACCUAGAUCGUCUUGGCACUUCUGAAGUACAACAGGUUCAAUCCGUUGUUGAUGGUGUCAAGAAGCUGAUUGAGUUGGAAAAAGCGUUAGAAAAGGGAUCAGAUAUCAGCGGCCAGAUUCCCCGGGACCCUGCAAUAGUUCGUGCAGAACAAGUGAAAGAAGGAUAUCCAGACCUAUCCAAACACAACAAUCAUCUGGCCCACUGUCUGACAUACGACAUUUGGAAAAGUCUCAAGGACAAAAAGACGCCAAGUGGCUUUACUCUGGAUGGCUGCAUCCAAACGGGAGUCAUGAACCCUGGUCAUCCUCACAUCAUGACCGUUGGAAUGGUUGCAGGAGAUGAGGAAUCAUAUGACGUCUUCGCUGAUAUCUUUGACCCGGUCAUUGAUGCACGACACGGAGGUUAUCCCAAAGAUGCCGUCCAUGUCACCAACAUAAACCAUGCAGAUCUUAAAGGAGGAGAUAACCUGGAUCCCAAAUAUGUUUUGUCUUGCCGUGUUCGCACAGGACGCAGCAUCAUCGGGUAUUCUCUGCCCCCGCAUUGCACCGUGGAAGAGAGAGCUGCCGUAGAGACGAUCACGAUCGGAGCUCUUGAUAAAUUCGAUGGAGACUUGCAAGGAAAAUACUACCCACUGGAAGGAAUGUCUGAUGAAACACAAACACAGCUGAUAGAUGACCAUUUUCUCUUUGACAAACCUGUUUCUCCUCUUCUUACCGCCGCAAGAAUGCAUCGUGAUUGGCCACAGGGAAGAGGAAUUUGGCAUAACGAGAACAAGAACUUCUUGGUGUGGGUCAAUGAAGAAGAUCAUAUCCGUGUCAUCUCUAUGGAGAAGGAUGGGAAUAUGCGAGCGGUCUUCAAGCGAUUCUGUGAAGGUUUGCAAAAGUUCGAGCAGAUGAUCAAAAAGGAUGGCAAGGAGUUCAUGUGGAACAAACAUCUGGGUUACGUACUUACUUGUCCGUCUAACCUGGGAACCGGCCUACGCGCUGGCGUACAUGUGAAACUGCCUCUGCUGAGCAAGUAUCCGAGAUUCGACCAGAUUCUAAGAGCCCUCCGACUUCAGAAGAGAGGUACAGGUGGAGUAGAUACUGCCUCAACUGAUGGAACCUUCGACAUCUCGAACCUCGACAGGCUUGGAUCAUCAGAAGUACAGCAAGUUCAGUUUGUUGUCGACGGCGUUGAACUUCUCGUCCAGAUGGAGAAGAAACUUGAAAAGGGCGAGGACAUUUUUGAUAUUCUACCACAGCAAUGCCGUCCCAAACCACCAAUAAAGCCUUUCAGUUCUGACUACCCCGAUUUCUCUCUGCACAACAACUGGAUGUCUAAAUGUAUGACAGAAGAAAUCUACAACAAACUUUGCAACGUGAAGACAAAAGGUGGAGUCACCCUGAACGACUGCAUUCAAACUGGCAUUGACAAUCCUGGACAUCCAUACAUCAUGACUGUUGGUUUGGUAGCUGGAGAUGAAGAGUGCUACGAGGUUUUUGCUCCUCUCUUCGACCCGGUGAUAAGUGCCAGGCACGGCGGCUACGCUCUUGAUGCCAAACACCCUACCAACCUCAAUGCAGCAGAACUCAAAGGCGGAGAUGAUUUGGACCCUGAGUUCGUCCUAUCUUGUCGUGUGCGUACUGGUCGUUGCAUCCGCGGCUUGGCUCUCCCGCCAUGUUGCACCAGAGCAGAACGUGCGGAAGUAGAGAAGAUUACAACGGAAGCAUUAUCUACCCUAAGUGGACCUCUGAAGGGAAAGUACUACCCACUAACCGGUAUGACAGACGAAGAGCAAGAGAAGCUCAUCGAAGACCACUUCCUCUUUGACAAGCCCGUAUCCCCGCUGUUGCUUUGUGCCAAUAUGGCACGUGACUGGCCCCAGGGUCGUGGCAUAUGGCACAAUGAUGAGAAGAAUUUCCUUGUCUGGGUCAACGAGGAAGAUCACACUCGAGUCAUCUCCAUGGAGAAGAGCGGGAACAUGAAGCGAGUGUUUGAGAGGUUCUGCGACGGUCUCAAAAAGGUCGAAGACUCCAUCAAGUCCAAGGGUUACCAGUUCAUGUGGAAUGAGCAUCUUGGUUAUGUACUGACAUGUCCAUCCAACCUCGGGACGGGACUGCGUGCAGGCGUUCAUGUCAAGGUUCCUUUGUUAAGUCAACAGAAAAUCUUUGACUCUAUCCUUGAUCACAUGCGUCUGCAAAAGCGAGGAACAGGAGGUGUAGACACAGCCUCUACUGACGGCACCUUUGAUAUCUCCAACUCGGAUCGCAUCGGUUUCUCCGAAGUCCAUCUUGUCCAACAACUCGUAGACGGUGUCAAGCUCCUCGUCAACCUCGAAAAGGCUCUCAUGAAGGGAGAAGACAUCAACAGUCUCCUGCCAGAGAAGCUAAGGGAAGAUUCCUCAUAAAGCCAGGAUCCACAGCUUGCCGAAUAGUGGCCGUUGUCGCGCAAGUGUUACAAAUGCCACCUUUAGAAGAUGUAGCCUACACAUUAAAAAAAAAAUACAAUUAGAAUUGAAAUCUAUAAGGACGAUUUGAAUAUACCAUAAAGAUUUGCCCAUGAUUUUGAAUCAAAAUAACUUCAUGCUGAACUUGUAAAUGAAAAAGUAAUGUUAGAAAACUCUGUAAAUUGGGAAGAUAUCAAAUUUCCUGGCCGUUUUUCUUUCUGAUGAAGUACACUAAUUAUAUUAAUUUCUCUUAUUAAUAUGUAUGGAAACUUUUAAUUAUGUAAAAACAAGGAAACGAACUGAAAUACAAUUCAAACUACCUUUCAUU